UAAAGAAGAAGAAGGAGAACAGGAAGUGAAAGUAACUAUCCAAUCAGCUCCACGGGACUAGUGUCAUGCGCGGUACAGCUUGGGAUGGCAGUAUGGCGUGUGUGAAGGUUAAUGGUAGUUAAAACGUUAGCACACUUAACUACACUUGGAAUUUAAGUCGAGUUUAGUGUGUUUUGCUCGCGUGUUCCACUAAACGACGGCGUGUACGUCCCUACAGGCUAACUGUUACAGGCAUGGCGGGUCUGUCCAGCUACGCCAUGCGCAUGGCCAGACUGAGCGCGCAGAUCUUCGGGGGGGUCGUGCGUCCGACAGACUCGAGGUCCAUGAAGGUGGUCCAGCUGUUCCAGGAGCCCCCCAUGGCCCAGAGGAAGGGGGUGUACGACUGGUACCCAGAGCACAAGAUUUACUACUCCAUGACCCGGAAGCUCCGCUUCAUGGGACUGUUCAGAGACGAGCAUGAAGACUUCAAGGAGGAGAUGCGUCGCCUGAGGAAACUGAGAGGAAAAGGGAAACCAAAGAAAGGAGAAGGGAAGAGAGCAGGGAAGAAGAAAUGAGCGGUCUCCCCCCCCCUUGUUUUUCUGGAGGCAGACAGCAUUGGACUGUGAACAUGCUGUAUGUGGAUAUCGCUGAUCACCCUGAAAGAAUUCCAUUGGUUUGGUCCGGACUGUACAGUUCCUUUGUUGGAAGCGUUUCGGUGUUGGCAAGAAUAAUACCUUAUGUCAACAGUUCACAUCAAACAUUCUAUGUCAGUUGUGUUGAAGUAAAUUCCAUCCUUAUAUUGAU
Messenger RNA from Etheostoma spectabile (orangethroat darter), 783 nucleotides. RefSeq names its product mitochondrial ribosomal protein S33 (gene mrps33). Gene Ontology annotation, cellular component: mitochondrion. NCBI's taxonomy places the organism in Eukaryota, Metazoa, Chordata, Actinopteri, Perciformes, Percidae. The coding region runs from base 234 to 554 and encodes 106 amino acids. The transcript has 3 exons. The record is from RefSeq and is a predicted model, not a curated record.